AACUGCAUUAGUGCGCCAUCGCGCUCUGAACGGUCAGUACGUUAAGACGCGCUCGUCUGGAUUCCGCGCUAUUUGUCCUGUUUAAUCACUUUUGAUUAUCCAUAAACGCGUGGUUGCAACAAAAAGCUGUCUAAAGUUUGAAGGAUACUGGGAACAUCUGUCAGGCUGAGCCGGUUUUGUUAUUAUUCACUUCUCUUUUGUUUGGAGUGGGAUUCCAUUGAACUUGGUCCAUUGUUGUUGGAUGAGAAGCUCAUCUUGGCAUUGAGGCUCCUGGGAUCCAAUACUACGGAGCAAACAGUGGUCAAUUUGCAGAUGUUGAAAGCUGAACUCUAUACUUUAAGGAUAAAAAUGGCCAUGUGUCCUGUAUACGUGGAAGAAUUUUCAUCCUGACCACUAUCCUGGAUCUACACCGUCAUAGGAAAGAGUGACAAAUCUCUUGGCAAAGAAAGACUUUGGUGAUUUUAUUUUUCUGUGGACCGUAUUUGAGAAGUCAUCAUGCCUAUUCUGAAGCAGCUUGUGUCCUCGUCCUCCCAGUCGAAGCGGCGUUCUCGUGCCGACCUGACUGCGGAGAUGAUCAGCGCACCUCUAGGAGACUUCCGUCACACUAUGCACGUGGGUCGAGGAGGCGACGCGUUUGGGGACACGUCCUUCCUUAGCAGUCACUCAGGGGAGCCACCAAAGGAGCCGGAGGUACAGCAGAGCUCACCUAAACAGAGCCUCCUUUCCCGUACGUUCCGAAGCAGCAAGCGCUCCCAAUCGGUCAAUCGCGACAAGCCUGACAAAUCCAAACUGGCGCCCCCUGGUGGAUCGCCGAGUUAUGUAAAAAACGCAAUCUCACUGCCAUAUUUGAAUGACUAUGAUGCGGGACGAGGUACUGGAAUCCACCUUCCCAAGAGCGUGUCCUCAAGUCCUUUAAAGAAACUUCCAGAAGACGAAGUAAAGCCGCUUAAUGGAGCCACAGCGCCUGCUGUAUCAGACGUGGAGCUGGACGAGAGGAGUUUCGGAGAGCUGACUGACUUGCGUCCAUCGGUUCCUUACACAGGAGGCAUGAAACAUGCGGAGUCCAUCAUGUCUUUCCACAUUGAUCUGGGUCCCUCCAUGCUGGGCGACAUCCUAAGUGUGAUGGACAAGAAGGGCAUUGAUGAUGACGAUCUGGGAUUUGAAGAAGGAAAGAGUAGCGAGGGGCGCAGCUCGCCACCCCAGAGCCCUCACAAUGAGGUGGGAGAAGAGGACCCUCUUCCUCCGAUCCGGCCCCCACGGCAAAGGCCGGGCACCAACCCUUACACUCCAGAACUCCAAACCAGGAACCAUCAACACCUGGACAGCUGUUCCCUCUCCAGUUCAGGGUCCACCAUGCUGGAUGAAAAAACCCACAAUCAAUCACCAUCAAUGUAUGAGGGGAACAUGAACAACAUCAAGUACAGCUCACCUCGAGUUCAAGAGGAUAGGGACUUCUCCUACAUGGAUGAUGAUGAUGACGACGACGACGACGAGAUUAGGGUGUAAAGUGAACAGUCUUUGAAAAGAAGUGGUGGAGGUGGGUUGUGGUCGACUGGUAGAUGUAAAGCUCACACACUGACUUGGAGGACUGAUUUUAUAAUGAAGAUGAAAGGGAAAACGUAUGUUUUAGCCCUUGAUGAUGCUUUUUCACUACAUUUUCUAGUUCAGGUAUACAAACCUUCUGUUACUAGUGACUUUCACCAGAGCCACCACAGCUUUGAGAGGAAAGUGCUUGCGUGUUUGCGUAUGCUGAAGCAUGGGAAUUCCAUUUCAAAUGGUAAUUAGUCUCAUGAGUAUCAUUAAUGAAUUCCAGUGUUGACCACUUGGAAUGCUGAUACAGGAGGUUUGUGUGGAACCAAGCCUCACAUUCUUCCAUGAUUGACGCAGUACCCUUGCUUAUGCCUUUAAACUCUGAAAAACGUAAUGCAACAAUCUUAAUUUUCCUGUUUCACAGCUUUUGAUUCCGUCUUUGCCUUGUAUACAAAACCUUAAUGAUGUAAAUGAUGUUUGGAAUACCAUAAACGUGUUUGGAGGUUCAACAGAACGCUUUAUGUUACCUUUAUGUUAGGAAUAUGUUACCUUUUUUCCAAUCGUGGGUUGUUUAUGUAGUAGAUCUGGACUUUGUCAUGUGGUCCAUGCAUGUUUAAGAGGAUUUCCUGUUGGCUCACAUGAAAUUCUCAAUCACGGGGAAUUCAGAUUGAUGGGAUGCAGAAACUGAAAGCAUUGGUGACGUCGGAUUACUUGUAGGCAGUAGAAUCAGUCCAGGAGGAACCAAUUAUGACUUCAGUUUUGUGUGUGUGUGUGUGUGUGUGUGUGUGUGUGUGUGUGUGUGUGUGUGUGUGUGUGAAUGAGGAUUGAUGUCAAGAAGGCUGAGGAGUGUAUUACUUGAUCAUCAUUGUAUAGGCUCAGAGAUGAAGAGUGUAGCUCUCUUAUUCAGGGUCUAGUGUAGUGCCUUGAACUUCAAACUGUGCUCAUCAGCAGAAGUGGCCCUGCAGGGUUUUCAUCUCUGAAUGACUCUUAUAGUUCUCUGUGUUUCUGUAUUUAGGUUUUUAGAGAGAGAUCAACACCCCGUGAUGAGAUUGUUACUUGUAUAGCCACUCUUUGAGUUAGUGCCAUACCCUUUGCGUCAGUUAAAUGUAGACCAAAACGUACUUUAUUAAAAUUCUUUAACAUCUACAAAAUGAGCAAACUCGAUCCACCAUGUCAUUUUAUAUUACAGAGUUAUGAAAAGGAUUCACUAAUUUUCCUUUAAGAUGAAGUGUGUAAUUUCGGCACCAUCAGCAGCACUAAAUGGAAUAAUAAAAAAAAAUACAGUAAAAUACAUUUAUAUUUUCUAUUUUUCUCCAAUUUUUUUGGAAUCUUAACAUAGAUUGCAAUUCCAUAAACUGUUGUCAGAGUUUGAAGGCGGGACUACGCAUUUGUUUGACCAGUAGUAGAUCUGGAAAUGUUUGAAACAAGCCACAGAAAUCACACACUUCACAUUUAGGUCUUUAUUAAGAGACUUUCCAAACUAUGUUAACACUUAGCAAAUUUGCCCAAAUACUGGCAAGAUACUUAACAUUAUCAUAGUCUCUGGUUUACCAUUGAAAACAUAAAAUAAUGACCAUCUAUUAAUGCCCUGAUAGCCAAAUAAGUAUUAACUGUUCAUUGUGCACUUUGGGAAAUUGAUUUAUUAUUAUUAUUAUUAUUAUGACACAAGUUAUGUUUUGUGGACAUAAUUUAAAAUCGUUACACUCUUGAUAUAUGUACAUCAUGUUCAGUUAUUCAUUUACUGUAUAUUUGAGUGUUUUGAUUGAUGCUAUUGUUUAGUCAGCAGUGUUGGCCCUGUAAUCUGACAUUAUAUAAGCACACUAGGAACCCGAAGAGAGCACCAUUUGUAGAAUUGGUUAUUUUCAGUUGGUUUCUGUGGUACCGAGUUGUUUGUACAGAUGUCUCUGUGGCUUUUUACCUUCACUUUGUGAGCUCAGUUAAGUUUUGUAUCAGCUGUAAUACUCCAAGACUACAGCGACGCUAUUUCCUUGCUCACCUGUCAAGUGUUUUUUGUUGGUUUGUGAAAUCAGCAUGUUUAAACGGUAACAAGUAAGGUAUGAUUUAUAAGAGCUCUAGAAAGAUGUUUGUAAUGCUGACUCCAUGGGUGCUUUUCAGGGUGGGUAUAGGAUGGUUUGGAAAAGGUCUUUAUUAAUGGGAUACGAGAGGCUUAUGUUGCCUUAUAUCUGGUUGAAAUGCUGCAUCGUGCCGUUUUGUCUGCAAGCAAAAAACGGAUGAUAAUCAAAUGUGCCAAUGUCUUCCCUUCCUCUCUUUUGCUGUCCUAUUUUUAUUCAAUUUAUGGGUUAAGGAAGUGUUUGUGGACAUAUCACACUGCACACAAAGCUUUUGAAGAAGACCAGAUGUCCGGAACUGGAUUUGUGAGACAAAGUGAGCUGGAAUGCUGGACUGUCACAGGUUUUGAGAGCAGCAGGUCUCCCUCUACAGUUUUUGAGUAGUUUUCUUUCAGGCCAUUAAUACUUUUACUUGUAUCUAUGCUUACUGAGACAAAACUCUACCAUCCAUAUACAAUGGCAUAGAGGUUUCUAUAGUUUCUUUGCUUGAUUACUAUAUGCACACAGCUUCCUACAGCUGCUACAGAAAAUGGUAACAAAACAAUAAAGUAUAGUAUAAAACCAUCUGUUUAAUUUCCAGGUAUUUGCUGUUUAUCUUUUUUCACUUAAUGUCUGUAUCAUUCUGUAUUGAAAUAAUGUAUAUAAUGACCUGCCUCACUUUCCCUCGCAAAAUAACAGUUAUAUUUUUCAAUAAAAGAAAAAGCUGAUAAACUUGA
This is a messenger RNA of Cyprinus carpio (common carp), 4315 nucleotides long. Its product is annotated as cdc42 effector protein 4-like. The record is from RefSeq and is a predicted model, not a curated record. NCBI's taxonomy places the organism in Eukaryota, Metazoa, Chordata, Actinopteri, Cypriniformes, Cyprinidae.